AUGCUGCUGGGCCUGCUGGUGCUGCUGGUGGCAGUGCUGCUGUCCACCAUGAUUGCAGUACUGUCGUGGAAAAAGAGGAACUUAGAAGCAGAUGUGAAGGAGAUCCAGCUGUGCACGGCCAUCUUGGAGAGAGCUGAGCGGUCCAAGAGUGAGGCGGUGGCCAGCACGUCGCAUGAGCUGCGCACCCCAAUCAUUGGCAUGAUGGGCAUGAUUGAGGAAUUGUUGGACUCUUCAUUGGAGGAGUGGCAGCAUGAGGACAUGCGGGUGGCGAGGGCGUGUGCGGGCGAGACGGUGGAGCUCAUCAACCGAGUGUUGGACCUCGCCAAGCUGCAGGCCGGUAGGCUGCAGCUCGAGACUCUCCCCCCCCUGCUGCCUGCGCCGCAUCCAGCUGGCCACAUAGCCAUCCGCCUCUGGUGCAUCCCUCCUCCACAUGCCACCAGCACGUCACCUUCUCCAGCCACUGCUGCCACGGGCUCCACGGAGCCCCCCCUGGCGGCCUCAGCAUGGCAUCAGCUGGCCGGCUGUGUGCGGCGCUUCCCUCCGGCCACUUGCCUGCUCUGCCUCCCCCAGCACUGCCGAGCCAAGCAAGGGGGGCCUGUGGGCAACAGGGGUGGGUGGGCAUGUAGCAGAGACGGCAUGGGCAGUGCAGUGAAAAGGGAGGGUGGGGUUGGGCAGUUGGAGGAGGAGGUGAGGGAGUAG
Messenger RNA from Closterium sp. Naga37s-1, 699 nucleotides. NCBI's taxonomy places the organism in Eukaryota, Viridiplantae, Streptophyta, Zygnematophyceae, Desmidiales, Closteriaceae. The record is from the annotation of a GenBank genome assembly.